UGUCACGUGACCUCCCGGGGAAGCGUUGACAACAAAAGGAGGUUUUGUGUUAGUCUUGUCUUCUGUCCGGACAAACUACUACCAAGAUCAAGUAGUAGCGUGGAAACUUAUUUUAAAGGGGUUUUUUGCCGCCCGGGCGGGUUUUAUCCCGGACAGGACGCCCAGUUUGGCGGGUUUUGUCCACCUGGCUGGUUUACCUGCAGCAGAGCCGCCAUGGCCGUCACCAUGGAGAAGGUGCUGGGCGACGCUCGCACCCUCCUGGAGAGGCUGAAGGACCACGACACGGCGGCCGAGGGCCUGAUCGAGCAGUCCGGGGCCCUGAGCCGCAGGGUGCAGGAAAUGAGGGAGGUGGGCGAGGGCCCGCCGGACAAGCACACGGACGACAGGUCUGAGGUUCAGGAGUUAACCAAGUACAAGCCUCACGUCCUCCUGACGCAAGAAAACACUCAAAUCAAGGAACUGCAACAAGAGAAUAAAGAGCUGUGGCUGUCUCUGGAGGAGCAUCAGUACGCGCUGGAGCUGAUCAUGGGUCGGUAUCGCAAACAGAUGCUCCAGCUGAUGAUGGCCAAGAAGGAGCUGGACACCAAACCGGUGCUCAGCCUGCACGAAAACCACGCCAAGGAGGUGCAGAACCAGGUGGAGCGGAUCUGUGAGAUGGGCCAGGUGAUGAGAAGAGCCGUGCAGGUGGACGAUCAGCGCUACUGCUCUGUCCGAGAGAGGCUCGCUCAGCUCGAGAUUGAGAACAAAGAGCUCCGAGACCUGGUGGUUAUCAGCAGAGGAUCCGUGAAGGUGGUGAGAGAAGAACCCGACCAUGCGGCAGCAGAUUCAUGUGACCAGCCUUCUUCACCAGCGUCCAGCACCUGAUCGGCUCCUGAUCAGGACAUGAUCAGGACAUGAUCGGCACCUGAUCGGCACCUGAUCGGCACCUGAUCGGCACCUGAUCGGCACCUGAUCAGAGCAGCUCCAGUAUGAACUGUGUUCGGACCGGGAGGGGAAAAAAACAAAGUGUUUCAGGACCAGGAGACAGGGUCGAUGUCGUCUUCGUUGUUGGUCACAUCUUUUCUUUUUAAAUGAACAUGACAUGAAAUGCAGUCACACAGCUUAUUUUUUUAGUGAAAGUCUCUUAUAUUCUAAGUGUCACCGUGGACAGUAAUUGUAUAAUCUCUGCAGUUAAAUCCAGAGUUUGAAACGCUGUUAUCAUUGGCACUGAUGUAUUUCAUACACACUCAAGUACUUGAAUGAAAGACAGAGGUCUGUUUUUUUUGUUUGGUUUGUUUUUUUGGCCAAAGACACCUUUACUCUUUGAGGACACAGUUUCUACCUCUUGGGUUCCCUUUAGCCAUUCACACUCAUAUAUAUAUAUAUAUAUAUACAUAUAUAUAUUCACAAUAAAUUCACUCCUACUAUUAAAAAGCCAACUGGUAUUCUCUGUGGGUUUUUUGUUUCUGCCAAGAAAACAAUUUCCGGCUGUUUCACAGAAAUCUGCCUGCUGAGGAGCGACAAUUGAAACCUUUUGUGAUCGACACAUUUGUCAGUUGUGAUGUGCAACACCAUUUUCAUGAGUGAUACAAUCAAUGACUGUGUGAAACACCUGUUUUGUACUUGGAGUUUUAAGAUAAGGCGUGCAGAGUUAAUGCGUAUCAAAGUGAUGGUACUUCUCUGUUUGUUGGUCAUUUUGAAAUAUGCUACCUUUUGUGUGCAACUGAAAUGUGUGCACUGUAUGUCGUCAUCUCAGGAAAUCAGUGUUAAGGUAAAUGUAAUGAGUCCAUGACAUUGUACUGAUUUGUGUCAAAUAGAAUUCAGUCAAUAAACUUCGCAGUAUAAAUACA
Messenger RNA from Cololabis saira (Pacific saury), 1829 nucleotides. RefSeq names its product suppressor of IKBKE 1 (gene sike1). The transcript is spliced from 5 exons. Bases 214 to 864 code for a protein of 216 amino acids. The record is from RefSeq and is a predicted model, not a curated record. NCBI's taxonomy places the organism in Eukaryota, Metazoa, Chordata, Actinopteri, Beloniformes, Belonidae.